This is a messenger RNA of Dendronephthya gigantea, 1375 nucleotides long. Its product is annotated as transmembrane protein 165-like. The record is from RefSeq and is a predicted model, not a curated record. The transcript is spliced from 6 exons. Gene Ontology annotation, molecular function: calcium ion transmembrane transporter activity; manganese ion transmembrane transporter activity. NCBI's taxonomy places the organism in Eukaryota, Metazoa, Cnidaria, Anthozoa, Malacalcyonacea, Nephtheidae. Bases 536 to 1348 code for a protein of 270 amino acids. Gene Ontology annotation, biological process: calcium ion transmembrane transport; Golgi calcium ion transport; manganese ion transmembrane transport. Gene Ontology annotation, cellular component: Golgi apparatus.
UAUCAUCGUGAUCAGCCCGCUCUCAGCCGUGAUCUAAGAAUAUACUUGUAUAUAUCAGGAUUAUCAGGAGCGUAAUCGCUCCCAUAGAAAUGAUCUUUCACAAAAUCCCCUCCACAUUCCACUGGUAUACCCACAAAAGAAGUAUGGGAAUUCCCUACUGAAAACUGAGUUAUUCUAUAUUUUUAGAUCACGAAAUCAUACACUAUAUUGUCUGGACUGAAUCAUGCAUGAUGAUAUGUCAUAUAUUGAUUAUCUUCUGAAUGAAUAACUGAAGCCAUCAAGUCAGAACCCCAGGCCCAGCUUGUGUAUUUGUUAUAUAUCGGAAGGGCUUUCUUCGGUCCGGACCUUCAUCAGUGAAUUAUGGGAAAUUCAUACAUUUUUGUACAAAAAUAUUUUGAAAUAUCAAUUUGUAAAAAAAUCCGAUCUAUUUAAUAUAGCACGAAGGAAUUUUUUGUGUAGUUUUAGAAUGAAUUUCAAAUUUCAAGUUUAGAAUGAAUUUCAAACGAUUGAGGAAUUAACGAUACCCAUCAUCAUCAUGACAUCAUCAUCCGUCGGUUCCGAAUGUCAAAUAACGUCAAAGCCUUUAUUAACAGGAGGAACCGAGACAAGUGAUGAGGUGAAAUCUAAAGGCAGCCAUCCUUUGGGAAAAUUUUAUGGCUUUGUGCACGGAUUUGUUGCGUCGGUGUCCGUUAUUAUAGUCUCAGAACUCGGUGAUAAAACCUUCUUCAUUGCAGCCAUUAUGGCGAUGAAGUAUCCGCGAAUGACGGUGUUUACUGGUGCUCUGGGGGCACUAGGAUUUAUGACUGUCCUCUCGGCAGCAUUAGGCUAUGCGACUACCAUCAUUCCGAGGAAAUUCACGUUCUAUGUGUCCACCGCACUUUUUGUAUAUUUUGGUUUGAAAAUGUUACACGAGGGUUACAAAAUGGAUCCAAAUGAAGGACAAGAAGAAUACGAAGAAGUUCAAGCCGAACUUAAGAAAAAAGAAGAGGAGCUACAAGAAACGUCAAGAACGUCUGUGGUCGAAGAUCCUGAAUCUGGUAUCAUCAAAGUGACCAAACAACCGGGCCAUUGUUUCGGUUUAGUCUCACCCGUAUUUCUGCAAUCUUUCACUUUAACGUUCUUAGCGGAAUGGGGUGAUCGAUCUCAGUUAGCAACAAUUAUUUUGGCCACAAGAGAGGAUGUUCUGGGCGUUACUUUGGGUGGCACGUUGGGUCACGCUUUGUGUACGGGAUUAGCAGUCAUUGGUGGUAGGCUUAUUGCACAGAAGAUAUCUGUAAAAACAGUUACCCUCAUUGGUGGCGUUGUAUUUUUACUGUUCGCAGUUUCAUCAUUGAUAAUAGGACCAUGAUAUCGAAUUUUAGUCCUGACUAUAUUU